AUUGUGCUAAAGCAAUAAAAUUAAAUCCCAAAAAUAUUAAAGCAUAUUAUCGAUCCGCCAAAGCUUUAUAUGAACUUGAUAAAAUUAAUGAAGCAAUUGAUUGUUGUGAUCAUGGAAUAAAAUUACGUAACAUAAAAAUGGAAAUAACCAACAAUAUUGAUAAUAAUAAUUCAUCAGUACAUCUUAAUUCGGAAAAUCAAUUAAUUUGGCCAGUCAUAUUUUUAUAUCCGGAAUAUAAACAAUCAGAUUUUAUUACUGAAUUUAAUGAAGAAAACACUUUUCAAGAUCAUUUGGAAAUUAUGUUUGGAGAAGAAAAUUCUGCUCCUUGGGAUAUUUCAAAAAAAUAUAUAAACAUUGAUAAACUUGAAAUUUAUUAUGAAUACAAUUUAACUGAAAAAGGAGGAACACCAAGAUUAUUGAAAAUUAAAAAGAAUUGUAAUUUAAGAAAAGUUUUAUCACAUCCCAAAUAUCUUGUUAAAAAUGGAAUUCCUAGUUUUUUUAUUCUAUCUGAUCUUAGUGGUGAAUUUAAGAAUAAAUUUUUAGCAAAUUAUAAAUAA
This is a messenger RNA of Dentiscutata erythropus, 557 nucleotides long. Lineage: Eukaryota; Fungi; Glomeromycota; Glomeromycetes; Diversisporales; Gigasporaceae. The record is from the annotation of a GenBank genome assembly.